Echinops telfairi (small Madagascar hedgehog) is the source of this 7624-nucleotide messenger RNA. RefSeq names its product tetratricopeptide repeat domain 3 (gene TTC3). The coding region runs from base 158 to 6073 and encodes 1971 amino acids. The transcript has 47 exons. Gene Ontology annotation, molecular function: ubiquitin-protein transferase activity; protein binding. Gene Ontology annotation, biological process: ubiquitin-dependent protein catabolic process. The record is from RefSeq and is a predicted model, not a curated record. NCBI's taxonomy places the organism in Eukaryota, Metazoa, Chordata, Mammalia, Afrosoricida, Tenrecidae.
UCCGCUGCGGCGGCUGCAGCAGCGACGCCAGCGCUGACACGGGCUACUGCUCAGGUCCGAGGCUCGCUGACUGCGGGCCCCGAUAACUCGAGGAGAGGGUGACAGUGAGAAGAAAAGAGUUGGCACUUGGGUACCAUGGAUUGGAGAAGAGAAACCCAUGAAAGAGGCUGAGGAAGAGCAGCCAGAAGAGCAAGAGAACCAGAAGAUGGUGUUUGGAGUUCAACCGCAGAGUUCUGUGGAGGAGGAAGUGGUCAACAGAGUCAAGAAACAGCUGAGCCCAGUCCAACUCAAGUUCAUGGAUCAGACACUACCUGGAUCCCCCUCCAGAUUCAAACAGCUGCCAGCUGAAGAAGCGGGGAGAUCACAGGCUGGAUUAUGCAAAAUGGAUGAUUUUACUCUGGAUGAUCUCACUGUAGACAAUUAUGUCAUAAAUGAUUGUACUUAUAUGGAGGAUUUGGAAUCUACUCCUGAGUCUGUGCCUCCUAAUUAUAUUAAUUUGACACACAUUCACACCAAUACAGAGGAUAAACAUUGUAAAGAGCAUAUUCAAAAAGAGAAAAACAUAGAAUUUGACAUUUGCCGUAUAUGGUGCCAUAAACCAGUUACUGUCCUGAGAGAGUACUGUGAUGCUAUUAAAGUCUAUGUCUUCUGGCCGCUUCUGUUUCAACGUCAGAAUGGGUGCCCAUUUGCACGACUACAUCCUUGUGUGGAGGCCAAUAAUUCUCGUGCUUGGGAGUUAAGUUUGGAGAGAUUACAGUACAUUGAAUUGCUGGAAGAGAUUGUGGAGUUGACAAAGAAAGUUGCGAACAGUUCUUUCUUCAUUGGAAGCUUACUGAGAAUUGGUUACAAAAUAGAAAAUAAAAUGACGGUAACCGAAGAAGCAUUGAAUUGGGUAAAAUUUGUAGGUGACAUAACGCUUCUGCCUAAAUUAGGAUCACUUGAAAAGUGUUGGCCUAUGUUAAGUAUUUUCUUUACUGAAUACAAGUAUCAUAUAACUAAAUUUGUAACAGAAGAGUACAAUUUGCUUGAGGAAUUUAAAACCUCGGAUUGUGAAGAAUGUUCAGAGCGAGGAGACAUAAUGAAAAUAAAAGGAAAUGAAGAAUUUCACAACAAAAGAUUUGAUCUUGCUAUUAUCUAUUACACCCGAGCUAUUGAGUAUAGACCUGAGAACCACAUUCUUUAUGGAAACCGAGCUCUUUGUUUUCUUCGUACUGGACAAUUUAGAAAUGCACUUGGUGAUGGGAAGAGAGCUACAGUUUUGAAGAGCACUUGGCCAAAGGGUCAUUAUCAUUUUUGUGACGCUCUUUCUUUGCUGGGAGAAUAUGAGUGGGCUCUGAAGGCAAACAUCAGAGCUCAAGAAGUCUGUAGACAUGACCCUGCGGCAUUGAAGGAGCUGAUUCAGCAGUAUAUCAAGUUCCAAAGACAAAUAGAAGACCGACAAGGCCAUCCCAGAGGUGGUGGUCAGCUCAGGAUAGCCGGUAAAAAUAGCAGGGAAUACAACCCUCUAUUAGUACCUUCAUUUAGGGCUUCGCUGGUCUUUGUGGAUACUGAAAAAACCUCUGCAAACAUUGUUUAUGAAAUGGCAAGUGGUGGUAGAAGGCAUAGAAGGUCUAACUCUUUUUGGGCUGAGGAGCAUAAUUAUUUCGUAAGGGGAGCUGGUGCUGCUACUGCUGAGUUUUACGAUUGCCAACCAUCCACAAGCAAGCCUUCACGUCAUCAAGGAAGACACAGCUCCAGAACUGACACAUUAAGAGACAGCUUAAGAAUUCAAGAAGAAUUGAGAAGCGCUUUGGAGAAACCAUUUCCUAAAUCUGCCAGAGCUGCCCAUCAGGAUUUUAUUGCUUUAAUGAAACUGCUGAAAGGUCUUAUUCAAGACGGUUACGAGAGUUUGCUGGACCAGCGCUGCCGCUGUGUUUUCAAGGCCUUUACCCACUUGAUAAAUGGCCUAGAUAAUAAAAAAAUAAAGGAAUUAACUGAAGCUGAAAAGCAGUUCAAACGGAUUCUUAGAUUAUACCCUAACGAGGGCCUUGACUGCCUGGCCUACUGCGGAAUUGGAAGUGUGUAUUUGAAAAAGAACAGAUUUUCAGACGCUCUUAAACACUUUGAGAUAGCGAGAAAUAUCAUUGGGCGCCUACCCAGAGCAUUACCGUGGCCCACAAAUAGCAUGGUCAUUGAAGAAACCCGGCCAGGGAGAAUCAAGGUACUCCUGGAGAAGCUGAUUGAAGAAUGCAAGUUCCCCCCCCCUCCAGAGGGAAUUUGUGCUUACCAUGGACACUGUACGGGCGUCAAAAUCCAGAUAUAUAUCUCGGACCCUGACUUCAAGGGCUAUAUACGAGUCCUCUGUAGCGAGAUCUGUAAACUUGAAUUUCAUACUAACUGUUGGAAGAGAUUAAAAGCAUUAUGCUACGAUGAUAAACAGGACAAGGACUUUCUAAAUGCAAGUUGUCUGACGCCUGACUGCCAUGGAGUCAUUUAUAAGAUCACUGUGUACAACAGCAAAGGUGGUAUGAAAUGUGAAUUUGAACACAAGGUCAUAAAAGAAAAGUUACCUCCAAGACCUAUUCUGAAACAGAAAUGUACUAGCCUAGUGAAUCUAAAAGAGAGAGAAGAGAAAAAAAUGAACAGAAAGCUCCAGAAAGAAGAAGCCAAACAACUAGCAAAACAAAGAAUGGAAGAGUACUUAAGAGAGAGUAACCUACCCCCCAAAGAAGAGAAGAAAGAGGAAAUCCAGGCUUACCAGUACCUUGAUGACCGAAUUCUACAGUGCCUCUUGCAGUACUCGCAGAAGAUCAAAGCCGGGGUGCUCAAUAUUUCUGUGCUUAUGAAGGAAUUGCUUUCUUGGAAGGUCUUAACCCCAGAUGACUACACCGCAUGUUUUUCCAGCAGAAAUUUUCUAAAUGAUGCAGUGGACUUUAUCAUUCAGCUUUUGAUUGACAAAAGUAACCGCGUGAAGACAAGAAAAUUCCUCCAUGUUCUGAGUGAGCAUAAGGAAAUAGAUCCCCAGGUUGCCUCCUGGAUCGAGAAACUCAAUGGCUUUGGCUAUACGGCUGUGGGACAUUUUUUCUCUCGUUACGGGGAGAAGCUGAAGAACCUAAAUUUUACCUUCGUGAGUAUCCUCUGGAAUGAGAAGUACGCUUCAAUUCUGGGCUCGAUAGAAGGAAAGACCUUUGAGUAUUUCCGUGAGCCAGCAUCCCUGAAAGAAGCACGCUGCCUGAUUUGGCUGCUGGAAGACCACAGAGAUAAGUUUCCAGCACUGCACAGUGCUCUGGAUGAAUUCUUCGAUAUACUGGACAGCAGCUGCACUGUGCUAAGGAAACAGGACCAUAAUGAUGACCAGUACGCCCCUCCUGCAAAGGUGAGAAGCAAAGGAAAGAAAAAGAAACCAAAAGAUAUGAAGCCUAUGUUAGUCGGGUCUGGAUUACCUUCACUAAAGACAUGUUUUAAAAGUGAGACUGUCGCUUCAAGAGUCAACAGAAAAGGCAAUUCAGGCCGGAGGCGUCUUCGGAAAGAAGUAGAAGAAUUCGAAGCUUACUACCAUAAGAAGCAGCAGCUGCAGAACCCGCAAACUAGAGAGUACACUGACCAGAGUAAGACGGCUGAGACAAGCUCUAAGUCAAAAUCGACUCUGUAUGAUUACUUCUCUGAGUAUUUGGAGGACAAUGGCCCCUUGGACAUCAGAGAUAAGGUAUUCUCCAACGAAUAUCGAUUUUUUCCAGAAGAAACUCGGCAGAUAGUGCAAAAGGCAGGGGGCCUGAAACAGUUUCUUCUGAGGUGUCCUCGUUUCGUCGUGAUUGACAACUGCAUUGCACUGAGGAAAGUCCCCACACGGUUCAGGAGAAAGGGAAAGAAGAGAAUUAAGGAAGAAGUAGACGACCUUGUCAACAUCGAAGAUGAACUGUACUUGCCAUUUUUCUUAUCUCUGAGCUCAGAAGCCAAGGAAGUUACCCCAGAGUCAGAUCCAUCUUCAUCACCAGCUAAAGAGGAUCCAGUGACCGCUCCAGCAUCUGCUGACUCGGCUUGUGCAGGCCCAGCUGUGGAGCCUAAGCUGGCAUCAGGAGAUUUUCCCAGGCCAGUUUCUGAAGAUGGGUAUGCCAAAUGGAUCGCUUCCGACUCUCCCCAGUCAGGUUCUGAGGUUGCAGUUCCCAUGCCAGCCUCCUCUCAGUCUCUGGUACCAGUGUUCCAGAAUGUGAGUCCAGCCUACUGGGCUCAGCCCCCUGCGGCCUCGGGCUACUGCACAUACCUUUCUUAUCAGGGGUAUGACAUCACACAGACACCACCAGUAUACAUCAAUGAGCUGUCAAGUGUGCCCCCAUAUGCUGGUGUAUACACACCUCUGACAAGCUUUUCAGAGUAUGAGUUGCAACAGGGAAUUCCAUUCCUGCAGCCUUUCGUAACUUUUAGUGAGCCAAAUCCAAAUGCUGCGGCUGGUUUUGAGGGCCCCCAAGUGAAUGCUGAGAAGGCCUCUGGUAACCAGCAGGCCCCAGUGAAGUCAUUCUGUAGCUCAGGUGUUUCUACUACAGCUCUCAGUGAGUCUAGCAGAAAUGGCUUCCGUGAAAAGUUUGCCAACCAGGAGGGAGAAAACAGAAUCGAGACCAAUGGAGCCACAGCUUUUCUACCUACACAGAAGGCUGCCAUACAGGUGCCCAGGGUUAUGGUAGACCAGGAGGUCAACACUGACCCUUAUGAAGGUUAUGAGGCUGAGCUGGGGGAUAUCUCAAGGAUGGAAAAGGAAUACAGGAAACUGCAAGAGAUGCUUGAGCAUGCAUAUGAAAAUUAUGAACAGACAAGAUUCAAGGGCUUGGCAGAUAUCAAAGACCUGGAAGAAAAGCUGGAAAAGAAUGCAGAACAAAACCAGGCCUCCCAGGAGGAAUUAGAGCGGUACAUCCAGAAUCUGGAGAAGGAGAAUAGAAAAUGGCAGCAGGAGAAAAAGGAGGCCCAGGAAAAAGUCAAAGCCCUGAGGAAGAAAGUCAAAAGGCUUUGCGACGCCAGUGAAAUGUGUACCCAGAAAAAUGAUGAAAAGGAUGAGGAACAUGGAUUACAUCUGGAUGAGUCCCUUGAAAUCAGAAACUCACUUGCAAAUGAGAAAGCAAAGCUGGAAGCACGCAUAAAGAAAGGAGGGCAGUCUUAUGUGGCGGUCCGGGAGCGAUUCAUGGAUGCAGAGGUGUCUGUGCUUGAAAGCUGGAAGGAACUCUAUCUGUGGAAGUUAGAAGUCAUCAAAAGCAGUGGAGAAAACUAUGUGGAGCACCUGAGAAGUCGGAGCAGUGAUUAUGAUGAGUCUCUAUUGGAAGCUGUCUUACAGGAAUGGUACUCUUGCUUUUCUUGGAUUAAAGAUGAGCUUGAAAUCAUAAAUUCUCAGGUGGAGGAAAAGGUUGAGGAAGCCAGAAGCGGUGCAGACGUCUGCGAGAUUACGGACAUGUUUUGCCUUCCUGUCUUCGACCAGUACAAGCUUCUGCCUAAAGACGCAAAGAAUGGCAGCGCCUCUGCAGAGCACGCUUCCGCAGACCAGUCUGAAGUCGCCCGGCUGUUAGCGUGUGCCAAGAAGGCUGUCCAGGAAGCUCAGUCCAGGCAAAACACCCAGGCUGAGCAGAAAUCGCCUUCGCCUCAAGGACGCGCUGCCCGCUCCAGCCAGAAGCCGUUCAAUAGUAUCAUUGAGCACCUGGCAGCAGUGUUCCCGUGCUACAGCAGCUCCAGGCUUGCUGGAUUUGUGAAAAAAGUGCGAGUCAAGAGCUCCCUUUUAGGACUGAGUAUUGAUGAAACCGUCGGGCGAGUCAUCAGACACAUCCUGAUCGAACAGAAGAAGGAGCCCAGUCCAGGGAGGGAGCCCAAGGCCCCUGGGCCCAGCUCUGAGAACCAGCCCUCGGUCACUGCCCCAGCGCCACCUGGAGCCCAGGAGCAGAGACAAGAAGAAGAGAGUGUGGCGCCAACUACAAGUUCCUGUGAAGUAUGCCAACAGGCCCUGGAGCCAAAAAACACCUGUGUGCUGAACUGUAAGCACACAUUCCACACUUGGUGCUUUAAGCAGUGGCUUAAAGGACCCAGAGUCUGCCCAGGGUGUUUUCAGCAAGAUGAGUGAAAACAACGGCCUGCCCAGUAAAAGCGAUGGCCACCCACCGGUCCAGGCUCUACUCUGCUGAGUGAUGGCCUAGACUGUGGAAUUGGCAGACUAACACUCCACUACACCAGAUGGAUGACACUCACCUCUGAGGAGUCUGGUCCGGUCCAGUGUGUCACCUCCUGCUGAUCCAUGGAUCUCUCCUACAGGUGACCUUCAGUGUCAGUGCCCCCCCUCCCCGCCAGUUCAACACUUGACACCAUUGCAUUUCUUACAUUGCUGGUGCUGCUGCUGCUGCCCAUGGCGCUUUGCAGAGUGAGUGUUCCCAGCUCUCCGCAGGUUCUAGGGGUUCUUCCCCAGCUAAAGGGCCCCAGUGCCCCCUUUGUUUUUGAAAAACCCAUUCCGGUGUCUCCCCAAAAGAGAUGAUCUGGGCCUUUUACACUUUUUCCUCAGAGUCAGUGUGCCCGAGUACGCCUACUGUUUUCCUUGAAGGUUCAGCAUUUAUAAAGUGAGCUGAAGCCAAGCAAAUUUUAGCCGUUUUGCGAGUUGAUUCUUAAAAGUCCUAGUUCGGUAUCAACUGACCGAGACCAAAAGAUGAAAAUCUCCUCAUCUUGAAAUUAUUUGCUUUUUAUUUUUGCAUUUUUAUUCUUUUCUCCCUGACCCUCCCUACAACCCCCCACCCCACCCCCCGUAGAUUUGCAGUGUUUAUUUGUCAUCUUUUUAAGAAUAUGGUCUAUUUUUUUUAAUUGCAUAAAAAUAGAUUACUUUUUUAUUUGUAUCAGCUGAGACCUUUUUACCCUUAAAACCGAUGCUGUGUAUUCAUUAUCCCAACCCCAUAUUUGGGACCUACUCUUUGAACACUAAUAUCUCAUUAGAAGCGCCUGCCCUUGUCCGUGAGUUAGCUGGUCAGGGUGUUUGGGCAUCUGGCCCAGCACCACACACCCCAUGAACCCCACAGGAGAGGAGAGUGUCCGUCCUCCUCUCCACCCCCUACACAAAAAGAACCCUGUAUGUUAGACAAUCCUGGUGUCCCUGUACAAUCACGAUGUGGCAUUUGACGUUUGUGUUAAUGCAUGCGGAGUACACUGUGACCUGAGAAUAGCAUUGUUUACCUGUUAGAAACUGUUCAACACGUACAUGUCUUAGUGAUGUAUUGACAGUGGUGCCUAUGGAAACGUGAAUUUCUGUACACAUUCCAUUUCUCAAACUGUUCCUACAUGUGUCCUUUGUUCCUUUGGAAACCAGCAGUUACAUGUUUAUGAGCCAGUCUUGGUCACUGUCCUCUGCCCGUGUCAAUGUGAAUUUUGAUGUGUUUCUGACUUAAUCCCUGAACACACACACCUUGUUCUGAAACAGGUUCUCCACGCAGAUCCUGAAAGCACUGUGUAUGUUUGUAUCGUUGAUGUCUGUGGAAUUUUAAAAUCUUAGGGAUCACUUUGUAGCAGCAAAUAUAGUGGAAAAGAGCAAUUGUAGAGUCAAAGAGUGUAUUUUGUAUAUAACUUCAAGUAUAUUCUUGUGAACCUGCCUUAUCUGUGUGUAACCACAUUCUAAAUAAAGAGCAUUCAAAAAUAA